AUUAUGAAGUGACACUGUUGUGUGUGCUUGAAUCAUCUAAACAGAUAUAUUCAUGCAGGAUUCAUCCGGCCGUGAUUGUGGUCCUCUGCCUACCCUGGUGAUGUCGUCUCUUCUGAGGGAGGAGAUGCAAAGGGUUCUAUUCCGACCUGCAAGACAGAGACUGGUGGAAUUUAUUGAGAUUGAGGAACCAGAGCUUGGAAGACAUUUCCUUUGUGUCUCUGUUGCCAAAAAUAGGCUGGUGCAGUUGUGUAUAGUGCGAUGCCAGGUUACACAGACACCCGGUAAAUCCGGAUCCAAGCGAGGACACCACACUAAGCGCUCCUGCAUUCAGGAGUGCUACAGGAGGACAGAAACCUGGUCCCUGCAAGACCUGACUCUGGUGGAUGGACGGGACCCUGACGUGGAUGACCCGUGUUUCCUGCUCCACUUUGGCGAGGUGCGUACAGUGCGGGCCAUCAGCUGCUCAGCCAAAUACGCUAUUGUGCGCUCGCUGGUUGCUCUCAGCGAGCAGUAUUGUCAGAGGUCACUGAACCUGCACAACUUUGACUGGGCCUACAUCAAGCCCACGUCCUUCUACUCCAACAGAGGAGACUGUGUGGUGCUAUCACAGAUAUGCUUCUAUGCAUUCAACUUAGUAUGUCUGUCCAUGUGUCCUGUGCCCCUGGAUGCCUAA
This is a messenger RNA of Dunckerocampus dactyliophorus (ringed pipefish), 673 nucleotides long. RefSeq names its product exocyst complex component 1 like (gene exoc1l). The transcript is spliced from 4 exons. The record is from RefSeq and is a predicted model, not a curated record. Lineage: Eukaryota; Metazoa; Chordata; Actinopteri; Syngnathiformes; Syngnathidae. The coding region runs from base 53 to 673 and encodes 206 amino acids.